Molecule: messenger RNA, 2894 nt
Organism: Chelonia mydas (Green sea turtle)
Lineage: Eukaryota; Metazoa; Chordata; Testudines; Cheloniidae
Gene: TPX2
Product: TPX2 microtubule nucleation factor
Exons: 18
Coding region: 320-2593 (757 amino acids)
Biological process (GO): regulation of mitotic spindle organization; activation of protein kinase activity
Cellular component (GO): spindle; microtubule
Source: RefSeq, a predicted model, not a curated record
GGGGCGGGGCGGAGAGGGGAGUGCGCAUGCACCAAGGGGGUCUCACGCUGGGGGCGGGGACUUCCGGCCAGGCCUGGGCGUUAAUACCCAUGCGCGAGAUGUGCUGCGCUGAGCGUGCGGCUGCGCACGCAGGACUGGGCUUACAGUUUGGAUCAAUGGCUCUCAGCACUCCCACUAUACAAAUUGUUCCAGCACCCCUGCCUGGAGUUUGCUGCAAAAGAUGGGGAGGUUUGCAGUAGUCCUUAUUCCUGGUGAUUAGUCUAAAACUGAUUUGUGGUUGUACAUGUGACAGACUGCUGGGGACAAGACUGCGGUGAAAAUGUCUCAUCCACAGUCUUCCUAUUCCUAUGAUGCAGAAACUACCUACAUCAACUUCAGGACUUUGAAUGAUGAUGACGUGCAGAGUGUAGAUUCAUGGUUUGAUCUGAAAGCCAGUUCAGAGAAUGUCCCUCCUGCAGAGAAUGUGGCAACUUUCUUGCAGCACAAGCCUGCCUCUUCAAAGGCUAAUCUUCCUCAAGCUAUUGUUUCACCAAUGGUGAAAUCCAGUGAAAACCAUGAGACAGAGGCAGGAGAAAUGGCACAGGCAAUGCUGAGACCACAGAAUAUUGUUGUUUCUCUAGCAGCCUGGAGAGUCCCCUCAAAUGAUGCUUCACCUCCUGCUCCUUCAGGAGCUUCUCAACGGAGGGUAUCCAGAAGACUGUCAGCACAACAGAAGAAUGCCCAGCAACGCAAACGUCAGGCCAAAGUCAAAGCAGAGAGAUGCAAUGUCACCUCCAUCAAAAAGGAAGAUGAUCCACCCACCAAGAAACAGAAAAUCUCUAGCAGUAGAGAGAGAAUGACUGAAGUAUCAAUGAACAGAGAUCACUCCCAGAGCACUGAACUCUCCCCAGCCAGAUCCAAGGGCAAGCUGACCAUGCCUACCACACCAACAAUGCUGAAGAGGAAGUAUCUUUCUGGCAAGCUAAAGAGCACAGAGGAGCAGGAGCUGGAAAAGAUGAAGCAAUUGCAGCAGGAGACGAUGGAGCUGCGCAAAAAGAAUGAAGAGUCUCUGAAAGCUGCUAUUGCUGGUUCAGGACAACCUGCGAAGAAAACCACGGGCCAGGUAACAAAGCCAGUUGACUUCCAUUUCUGCACAGAUGAGAGGAUUAAACAGCACACAGAAAGCCAGCCUGGGAAUGAAUACAAGAAGCUGGAUUUCAUAGCAGCACUGAGAAAGCACCCUGCAUCUCCGGCACGAGUGGUGAAGGGGCCCACUGUCCCCAAACCUUUCAAUCUCUCCUGUGGCAACAAAAGGAAAUUUGAUGAAACUACAUCAGAGUAUGUCCCCCUUGCUCAGCAGAUUGAAAACUUCCAGAAAUGCACUCCCUCUCGUUACCAUUUGAGGAGCAGGAGGACCAAUGAAAGUCCAAUUCCAGUAAAGCCGCUGAAGGCCAGGCUUACACAGCCCAAAACUCCACUGCUUCAAACAAGACAGCGCUUCAGACCUGUAACUUGCAAGAGUGCAGCUGAGUUGGAGGCAGAGGAAAUAGAGAAGCUCCGACAGUACAAAUUCAAAGCUCAGGAGCUUAAUCCAAGGAUCAUAGAGGGUGGGCCAAUCCUGCCCAAGAAACCCCCUGUGAAAGAGCCCACACAGCCUAUUGGAUUUGACUUGGAAAUUGAAAAAAGGAUUCAGGAGCGAGAGAGCAAGAAGCAGCAGAAGGAAGAGCAUUUUGAAUUCCAUUCCAGGCCAUGUCCAGCUAAAAUCUUGGAGGAUGUUGUGGGUGUUCCAGAAAAGAAGCCCCUUCCUGUUACAGUUCCUAAAUCCCCAGCCUUUGCACUGAAGAACAGAGUCCGAAUGCCUACUAGAGAGGAAGAAAAGGGAGAGGAGGUGGUCCCGGUGAUCAAAGCUAACCCCAUGCCACACUAUGGAGUGCCCUUCAAACCUAAAGCCCCCGAGCAGAGGCAUGUGGAAGUGUGCCCCUUCUCUUUUGACUCUCGUGACAGAGAGAGGUGGGUGCAAAAGGAGAAAAAAAUAGAAGAGCUGCAGAAAGAGGAGGUACCAAAGUUCAAAGCACUACCCCUGCCUCAGUUUGACCACAUCAACUUGCCACAAAAAAAAGUGAAGAAUGCAACACAACCAGAGCCCUUCCAUCUGCAGACAGAUGAACGGGGAGCUACCAAGUCGCAGAAUUGGCAGCAACAGAUCAAAGAAGACCUGAAACGGCAGAAGGAGGCAGCGUGUUUCAAAGCUAAUCCAAAUACUGUUGUGCACCAGGAGCCUUUUGUGCCAAAGAAGGAUAGCAAGCCAAUAUCAGAGAACCUUUCUGGUUCCAUAGUUGCUGAAAGCUUUGAGCUAGCGACAGAAAAGAGAGCAAAAGAACGUCAAGAGUUCGAAAAGCGACUGGCUGAGUUGGAAACCGAAAAAGAGAAGCUUCACGAAGCGGCCAGACAGCUAGAGGCCGAGCGGGAGAAAGAAGAACUCGCCAGGCUGAGACAAGAACUGGUACACAAGGCAAACCCAGUUCGCAAGUACCGCAGUCUGGAGGUGAAGCCAAGUGACCAGCCUCUGACCGUGCCAAAGUCUCCGAACUUUUCAGACCGAUUUCAGUGUUGAUACGCACCAAUGUGUCGGAGCCCUCCUUUCCCAGUCUCUUGGUGUAGAGAGAAAACCUGCAUCUAACUUGGGACUCCUCUUAAUGAAUGCCUGUCUCCAUUAUUUUAUUUUAUAUUGAGUAGCUUUAACAAUUUCACAGAGGCAAGUGGCUGAAAUGUGCUGUGCCUUGAUGGAGAUCACCAGUCAUGUGGCUUCACUCAACAUGUAGAGAUGUUAAUCUUAAAGACUGAGCCAGGUUUUAAUAGUGUACACGAAUUAACUACUUUGCGUACUUUAAUAAAAUAAAAGGUGUUCUGCUGGG